AUGGCGACCAGAAGACAGCCGUCUAGGGCCGUGGGGAGCAACCCCGUUCCAGAACCGAGUCAGCAGAACCCUCCCCGAAGCCCGCCGGGGAGGGCUCGGAGUCCGGAGGGCCCUCCGCCUCCUCCUGAUCGGAUAGCACUUCUGAAGGGUCAAAGGCCAGGGCCAGAUGACGGCGAGGCGGCCGAGUCUCUUGACUUGUCGUUUGUGCAGCAGCGGCAGGAAAGAAGAUUGCGGCAGUUAGAGGAGGAGAUGGCCGCCCUAAAGCCAAGGACCGGAGAGGCUCAGGGACCAAGGAUAAAUCAGCCCCUUGGCCCAGAGAUCAUAGCGGCCAUACCACCAGAACGUCUCCGUAUCCCGGCCAUUAAGUCCUACGCAGGGACCACCGACCCGAUGGAUCACCUGGAUCUCUUUACCUCGCAUAUGAUGGUACAGGACGCCUCAGACGCGAUGUGGUGUAGAGUUUUCUUGGCCACUCUAGAGGGGCACGCACGGGCGUGGUACUCAAACCUGGCUCAUCAUUCCAUCGUAAGUUUUGCGCAACUCCGGAGCAGCUUUCUGGCGCACUUUGCACCUCUCCGAAGACACCGAAGGUCCACCAUGGCCUUGGUGAGUAUGAAGCAAAACCAAGGAGAGCCCUUGAAGGAUUUCGUUUCACGAUUUAAUAUGGAAGCCCUGAGCAUCGAGAACUUUGACCACAAUGUUGCUAUGGUGGCAUUCCAGAACGCCCUGAGGCCCGGCCCUUUCGCCCAAUCAUUAGCCAAAACGCCUCCGAGCGCGUUCACGGACAUAUUGGGCCGGGCCACGAAGUACAUAAAUGCCGAAGAGCCUCGACCGAUGAAGGCACCAUCUGACAAAAGGAACAGAAGUAAAUAUUGCCGAUUCCACCGAGAUCAUGGUCAUGACAAGGAGGAGUGUCACCAAUUAAAGGAGGAGAUUCAGGAACUUAUCAAUCGGGGUUUCCUGAGGAGCUACGUGGCAAAAACAGGUGAUUCUCAGGGGAGAAAGGAUCGACGGUCGCGAUCAAGAAGCCCCCCCAAGAGAGACCGCGCGGAGGAUCGAAAUCGGGCCCAGCGGGAGAGAUCACAUCGAAGAGAAGAUGAUCAUCCUCAGCCUCCGAUAUUCCACACACUCGCGGCUGGGGAGGUCCCAGUCAUGAAGGACGAAAAAAGUAAUGCGGCCCGGCUGAAAAGGUCGAGGAACGUGGAUCCAAUCUCUUUUUCAGAUAGCGACCUCCCGGGGUACCCGACUCGAAAUGACCCACUGGUGAUAACAGCUGAACUUGGGAAGUGGGAACUUCGGCGGAUCCUUGUGGAUCCAGGAAGCUCUUCAGAAAUCUUGUAUCGGCAAGCCUUCUUAGGCAUGGGGUAUGAAAUGACACAGUUAAGGGCAGCGAGGGUCCCUUUGGUGGGAUUUGAUGGUGAAGCCGUAUAUUCAGAAGGGAUUAUUCAACUCCCGGGACGGUAG
Molecule: messenger RNA, 1464 nt
Organism: Diospyros lotus (date-plum)
Lineage: Eukaryota; Viridiplantae; Streptophyta; Magnoliopsida; Ericales; Ebenaceae
Exons: 3
Coding region: 1-1464 (487 amino acids)
Source: RefSeq, a predicted model, not a curated record